Molecule: messenger RNA, 1704 nt
Organism: Momordica charantia (bitter melon)
Lineage: Eukaryota; Viridiplantae; Streptophyta; Magnoliopsida; Cucurbitales; Cucurbitaceae
Gene: LPA3
Product: Low PSII Accumulation 3
Source: RefSeq, a predicted model, not a curated record
UGUCUUCAAGUUCGUUAUCAUCUCAUCCAAACGACCGGCGACUGAACUUCAACUGAGAACUCUUAGAGCUUAGCCAUGGCGAUCAUGGCGUUUCUCUCCUCACCACUGCACAGUCCCUCUCUAAUCCGAAACAAAUUUCUCCUCUCUCCACUUUCUUCUUCUUCCUUCAGUGCUCUACGGCGUUGUACUCCAUCCAGUUUAUCUGCCGCUCAAACUUUCGCGAGUUCGAGAUUUUGCUUUAGGAUACACUGCACUGAUAAAGAACGAGCUGCACCGGUUACUCAGCGUUCCGAUCCUAAGGCUGGAGUCCCGGUUUAUAAGCCUAAAACCUACGAGGUUCUAGUCUCCGAUGCCGCGAAUUCGCUUGCCUAUGCUCUGGAAGAUGGAAAGAUCCGCGUGGAGAUUGAUUUUCCUCCCCUGCCUAGCAACAUUUCCUCGUAUAAGGGAUCUUCAGAUGAGUUCAUCGAUGCCAAUAUUCAACUUGCCCUGGCUGUUGCAAGGAAUCUUCAAGAAAAUAGAGGAACUAGAUCUUGCAUUGUGUUUCCAGAUAAGCCAGAGAAGCGUAGAGCUUCACAGCUAUUCAAAACAGCUCUUGACUCGAUUGAUGGAAUAACUGUAAGUUCCCUGGAUGAUGUGCCUGCUGGACCUGUCACAUCCUUCUUUAGAUCUGUUAGAAACACCCUUGAUUUUGAUUUUGAAGAUGAGAAUGCAGGUCGUUGGACAUCUACUGACCCUCCAUCACUGUACAUAUUUAUUAAUUGUAGCACGCGUGAACUUGCUUUGAUAGAGAAGUAUGUGGAAACUUUUGCUUCGUCAACACCCACCCUGCUUUUUAAUCUAGAACUUGAAACCUUGCGUGCAGACUUGGGCUUACUGGGAUUCCCUCCCAAAGAUUUGCACCAUCGAUUUCUCUCUCAGUUCAUCCCAGUGUUCUAUAUUCGAAUCAGAGAGUACUCUAAGACAGUAGCAAUAGCACCUUAUAUUGUUAAUUACAGUGGAGCACUGUUUCGUCUAUACCCUGGGCCUUGGCAAGUGAUGCUAAAACAAGCAGAUAAUUCUUAUGCUUGCAUUGCAGAGAGUGAGACAAGGUUCACCCUUGGUGAAACAAAAGAUGAGCUAUUAAGGGUCCUUGGACUACAGGAGGAACAAGGAAGCUCAUUAGAAUUUCUCCGCAGAGGCUACAAGGCUGCCACUUGGUGGGAAGAAGAUGUUGACUCUGAACUAUCUUCGGCAUGGCGUAGUUGAGCAGCUCGAGGGUGGAUUUAUCUUUCAUAAAACACUUACAUCUUCAUCGGGAAACACGCGUCGAUGACCCUGAACAUGAGAUAUCAAUCACGUUUCCUUGUUCUAUCAGAUGGCCUCUUUCUAAGACUCUCAUGGCUUUCUCUUGAACAGUCACUGCAGGGAAACUUCUAUCUUAAAACUACAUCUCUAUUCAAUCCACCUGCUUCAGAAGACUGACACAAACUUGAAUUCAAGUCAUCCUCCCCUGGAAUUCAAGGUAAAAUAAUCUUGUACAUUUUCUUAGUCGUAAUGAAUUUCGUUGUGUUAUUCGUCAUCGAGACGGGUUUGAUUUUCCUUCACCAUAUUAUGCUUGAAAAGUACAAAUCAGGCCUUUUGGAGGGUUUGAUCUUAGUCAAAGAACCACGUUAUUCAACUGAAUGAAAUGAUAAUAUAUACAAUCAUUUAACUUUUUUUUUUGGA